GCCGCGGCGACCCCGGGCGGGGAGGGCGGGUCCGGAGCCUAGAGGAGAGGGAGGGGGCGAGGCUGGGGGGUCAUGCCCUGGUUGCCCCGCGCCGCGCUCCUCUGGGACGUGGUCCUGGGCUUUUUGGGCACCGCCGCCUUCCUGAUCGACCUGGGCGCCGACCUGUGGGCCGCGGGCCAGUAUGUGCUCAGCGGCCGCUACCUGUGGGCCGCGCUGGUGCUGGCGCUGCUGGGCCUCGCCUCGGUCGCGCUGCAGCUCUUCAGCUGGCUCUGGUUGCGCGCCGACCCCGCCGGCUUGCACGCGCCGCAGCCCCCGGGCCGCUACCUGGCGCUGCUGCAUCUCUUGCAGCUGGGCUACCUGUACAGGGCAUCCAUACCCCACCUGCCUAGGUGUGUGCAGGGGCUGCAGCAGGGGCUCCUGGUGUGGCAGCAGGAGGCGCCCUCCGAGUUUGACCUGGCUUAUGCCGACUUCCUAACCCUGGACAUCAGCAUGCUGCGGCUCUUCGAGACCUUCUUGGAGACGACACCACAGCUCACGCUGGUGCUGGCCAUCGUGUUGCAGAGCGGCCGGGCCGAGCCCUACCAGUGGGUCGGCAUCUGCACGUCUUUCAUGGGCAUCUCGUGGGCGCUGCUUGACUACCACCGGGCCUUGCGCACCUGCCUCCCCACCAGGUCGCGCCUGGGGCUGGGCUCCUCUGUGUUCUACUUCCUGUGGAACCUGCUGCUGCUGUGGCCCCGAGUGCUGGCCGUGGCCCUCUUCUCUGCUCUCUUCCCCCACUACGUGGCCCUGCACUUCCUGGGCCUGUGGCUGGUGCUGCUGUCGUGGGUCUGGCUGCAGGGCACAGACUUCAUGCCAGACUCCUGCUCGGAGUGGCUGUACCGGGCCACUGUGGCCACCAUUCUGUACUUCUCCUGGUUCAAUGUGGCCGAGGGCCGCACCCGAGGCCGCGCCACCAUCCACCUGCUGUUCCUCCUGAGUGACAGUGUCCUCAUGGUGGUCACGUGGUUGACUCACGUCACCUGGCUGCCCAGUGGGAUCCCACUGCAGAUGUUGCUGCCAGCGAGUGGCGUCUGCUUCCUCUUGGGCCUGGCUCUGCGGCUCGUGUACUACUGCUGGCUGCACCCAAGCUGCCGCUGGGAGCCUGACCAGGUGGAUGGGGCCCAGGACGUCUGCUCCCUCGAGGGGCGUCGGCUGCCUCACAACAGGCGCUUGACCCACUUGGCUCGGAACUUUUUCCCCAGGGUUAGGGAUGAGGCUGCUUUGCCACAGAAGGGAGAGGAGAAUGGGGUCCUUUGAGGCGAGGCCCGACCCGGCAGGCACAGAACAGAUGGAAUGAACUGGUAGAAUGCAGAAGAUAAGCUAAUGAUGCAGCUAUGGGCCUGGAUUCCCUCAGGAAGCACUUGAUGCCUGAUGUGCCAGGCACUGGAGACCAGAGUUGAGUAAGGACACAGGCCUGCCUUUGAGGAUGAGAACAAGAUGAGAACA
Molecule: messenger RNA, 1485 nt
Organism: Callorhinus ursinus (northern fur seal)
Lineage: Eukaryota; Metazoa; Chordata; Mammalia; Carnivora; Otariidae
Gene: XKR8
Product: XK related 8
Biological process (GO): phosphatidylserine exposure on apoptotic cell surface; apoptotic process involved in development; engulfment of apoptotic cell
Cellular component (GO): plasma membrane
Source: RefSeq, a predicted model, not a curated record